Messenger RNA from Cajanus cajan (pigeon pea), 1446 nucleotides. Its product is annotated as F-box/FBD/LRR-repeat protein At4g26340. Lineage: Eukaryota; Viridiplantae; Streptophyta; Magnoliopsida; Fabales; Fabaceae. The record is from RefSeq and is a predicted model, not a curated record. Gene Ontology annotation, molecular function: protein binding.
ACGUUUUGCCUAAGAAUCCGUCCAUAAGAACAACCAUUCCAUUCUACCUUUCUAGUCAUGAUCAGUAUCACCAUUUGCCUUUCUUUCUCAGAAUAAUCUCGAAAUGCAAAUGGCUGUUCCUCAAAACAACCUUGAAAUGCAAAUGGAGGAUAGGAUCAGUGCCUUACCAGAUGGCAUCUUGUGUCACAUUCUCUCCUUUAUUCCAACUGUCGACGCCAUCACCACAAGCAGCCUCUCCAAGCGCUGGAGACCCCUAUGGCGCUCCAUCCCUGUCCUUGACAUCCAACUCGAUGAAAUCUUAGGUGGCUGUGUCUAUGCCUCCUUCUUCAACUUUGCCUUUGCCACCCUCCUUGUGCACAGUGCGCAACAUCCCCUCACGCUUGCACGAUUACGCAUCACCCCUCGUGCGGCUGCACACUACAUCUUUCCCAAUGCAUACUUCAAUGUAUGGGUAAAGGCCAUCCUUGAGCGCCACAUCGAGCAGCUCCACCUCGAGAUGCCCCGCGUGUACCCGAUUUAUAGCGGUGUCUUCAGUUGUAGAACGCUCGUUGUUCUCAAGCUGUGUCGAGUAAGCGUGGAUGUUCUUCAAUCUAUUGACUUGCCUAGGCUCAAAACGCUACAUUUGGAUUUUGUUAGGAUUGAAGGGGUUGAGUAUGUCGCAAGGAUUCUUCGUGGGUGUCCUAUUUUGGAGGAAUUCGAAACCAAUCAUGUCUUUUUUGAUUACAAUGUUGUAGAGUAUCAGAGCAUGUGUAAGUUGGUGAGGGCACAUAUUGGCAAAAAUUUUGGGUUUCAGGUUCCUCUAAAGGCAAUGUCUAAUGUGCAAUCUCUGCGAUUGUUCUUGGAGUUGAACCACCAAGACGAUUUUCCUGUGUUUCCUAACCUGAUUCAUAUGGAGCUCGGGUUUGAGAGAUAUGUUAACUGGGAUGUGGUGCUUGAAUUACUUGAGCAUUGCCCUAAGCUUCAAAUUCUAGUGCUUAAUAUGCCUUUGGUGCCUAAUAAGCCUCUGAUACCUGUUCUUCCCGAGAUUUGGUCUUGUCCACAGUUUGAUCCAAAAUUUGUUCCUGAAUGCAUUUCUUCAAAGCUUAGGAAGUGUACUAUUCUGGGUUAUACCGGCAUUAAGUGUGAGAUGCAAUUUGCAAAAUAUAUAAUGCAUUUCUCAGGAGCUUUACAAACCAUGACAAUCCAUCAUUGCGCAGAUAUGCAGGACAAACUUCAAAAACAACAAGAAUUGGCCAUGUUCCCUAAAAGCUCAGCAACCUGCAAACUUUUAUUUGAAUGAUAUCUCAUAGGGUAGUAGGUAGGUUUAAAUUGUUGUUUGAUGUUUACAUUUUCAGUUAGCUUUUGCAUAUGAUGCAACUCUAUUAUGGUUAUUAACUUAUGACAGUAUAUUUUGAUGUUAUGAACUUAUGAUAUAUAUUAGUUGUUAAAUGGAUAUUUCGUUUCUUA